Juglans microcarpa x Juglans regia is the source of this 1177-nucleotide messenger RNA. RefSeq lists its product as uncharacterized. NCBI's taxonomy places the organism in Eukaryota, Viridiplantae, Streptophyta, Magnoliopsida, Fagales, Juglandaceae. The transcript has 3 exons. The record is from RefSeq and is a predicted model, not a curated record. The coding region runs from base 165 to 878 and encodes 237 amino acids.
AACCAUCACCUAUAUAUAUAAGUAAAACCGCCUCCAUUCACUUCAUCUCACAAAACAUUAGGUUUGUCUUGUCCUUUUCAGUACAUUCCAUCAUUAAAAGACUCCACAUUUCCCUUUGGAACCAGGGCACGCACGUACAGAAACCAUCACACAUUAAUCCAGCCAUGCCUUUCUUAUCCAAGUUGCCCUUGGUUCUUUUCCUAUCUUCUCUCUUCCUCCAUGCUGCAAUAGCUGAGCUUGUUUGCGAGAAUUUGCCAAACAAUGUUUGCGCAUUUUCAAUAUCAUCAUCGGGCAAAAGGUGUUUGCUGGAGACGUCAGUGGCUGGUGAUCAUGGAAAGGUGGAGUACCAAUGCAAGACAUCAGAGGUGUUGGUUAAUGGCAUCACUGAAUACAUUGAGACCGAUAAAUGUGUUGAAGCCUGUGGGGUUGAUAGGAACACUGUUGGAAUCUCAUCGGAUGCCCUUCUUGAUCCAAAAGCCACUGCCAAGCUUUGCUCUCCUUAUUGUUACCAAAUGUGCCCCAACAUUGUCGAUCUUUACUUCAAUUUGGCUGCUGGGGAGGGAGGAUAUUUGCCGGACCUGUGUGAGAAACAACGUGCCAAUCCUCAUCGUUCCAUGAGCGAGCUUUUGGGUUCUGGUGUGGCCCCUGGCCCUAUUUCUGGCUCUCCAUCUCGAAAAUUAUACGAGACUGAGCUUUUGGAUUUUGUUGUGGCCCCUACCCCUGGCCCUAUUUCUGGCUCUCCAUCUCGAAAAUUAUACGAGACUAAACUUUUGGGUUCUGGUAUCGCCCCUGCCCCUAGCCCACUGUCCAGCUCUCCAUCUCGAAAAUUAUAUGGGACUGAUCCCUUCUACGUUUCUGGAGCUGCAGCUCCCCAGUAAUCAUGUGACCAUCUGCAUGCAUGGUUUUUGGAGUACUCCGUAGUACUGUUCAUGCAAGCCCAUACUAUUAUGUUUAAAAAAAAUUUAAAAUUACAAUAAUAUCCUUUUUAAAAUGAUAUUUUUUUUCUUUUUACCCCUAUUCAUUUUUGAGACUGCACGCGCAGUCCCCCACUGAAGACUGAAAUAGAAUUUCUCUUUAAAAAUUAGCUUAAUUUAAUGAGGGAUUAGUAUUAGUAAAUUUGAGAGAGAAUCUGUCAAAUCAGUGAGGGACUGAAAUUCAAGGUUCAAUCCUUCCAGUA